Symbiodinium natans is the source of this 381-nucleotide messenger RNA. NCBI's taxonomy places the organism in Eukaryota, Dinophyceae, Suessiales, Symbiodiniaceae. The record is from the annotation of a GenBank genome assembly.
AUGAGCGGCAUGGCCAGAAGGGCGGAAGCGGGAGCACGGAAAGUGCUGCUUAAGCGCCAAUGCAUCCAGGCGAGCGCCGCCAAGGACGGGAAGGUGGAGCAGCGGCGUCUCCGUCUCCGUGUGAGCUACACGUGCUGCGGACUCUGCCCGCGCCGCUGUCUUCCUCCGGCCGCGAAGCGCCUGAGCUGCGCUGCAGACCUUCCUCCAGCCUCUGCAGACUGCGGCUCCUGCGGCAGUGCCCGUGUGUGGCUCGUGCGCAGCGCCCUUCGCAAGGCGAGGGCUCCAAAGCAUCUCCAAACUUCCGCGAACGCAGGGGACACCGGGCACGUGUCGUUGGGGCGGUUGCGGCACCGGGGCCGAGGAUGCCGCAUCGGCUCGUAG